Messenger RNA from Lindgomyces ingoldianus, 2016 nucleotides. RefSeq names its product kinase-like protein. Gene Ontology annotation, molecular function: ATP binding; protein serine/threonine kinase activity. Lineage: Eukaryota; Fungi; Ascomycota; Dothideomycetes; Pleosporales; Lindgomycetaceae. Gene Ontology annotation, biological process: peptidyl-threonine phosphorylation. The record is from RefSeq and is a predicted model, not a curated record. Gene Ontology annotation, cellular component: cytoplasm. The transcript has 3 exons. The coding region runs from base 1 to 2016 and encodes 671 amino acids.
AUGCCUUCGAAUCGUCCCCAUCACAGCUCCGCGCCAGAAGGAUUGAAAGCGACCAAUGACGCUCCACGGCAGUCUACUGCAGGACUUUUCAAGGCCAUCUGUUCUACCGAUUUGCUUUUCCUCAUCGAUACUACCAGCUCUAUGUCGAGCUAUAUCGAGGCUGCUAAGGAGCAGGUUCGGAGCAUCAUUAACGACAUCAAAGUGGCUUUCUUCAACGAAGCGGAAAUCCGUAUGGCCGUAGUAGGGUACAAAGAUCACGGUGAUUCGCCAAAUAUCCAGUUUCUCAACUUCACGACGUCGGCUGAUCAAGUGCGGUCGUUUUUUAGUGGGUUGAGGGCCACUGGAGGGGCGGACACACCCGAAGACGUGCUUGGGGGACUUAAUCAGGCACUCAACGCAACGUGGAUGCACAGGACACGAUGCAUCAUCCACAUCGCUGAUGCACCACCCCAUGGCCGAACAUUGCACGACCUUGGCGACUAUUACGACAACUAUCCCAACCCCGGCAGCGAGCCGCAUCGCCUUAUGCACGCACCGCUGUUGAUCCGGAUGAUUGGUCUCCGUAUUAAUUAUUGUCUGCUUCGUAUCAAUAACUAUACAGACCGCAUGGCCUAUACGUUCCUACAAGCCUACGCUGCGGCUUCAGCACAUUGCACACUGCUUAAUACCAACAAGUACUUCAGUUAUGCUACCAGCCACAUCAAACCCAACACUGCAGGCGGACUAUUAUUCCAAGAGGCUGGACUGGGUAUCACCUUCCAUGCGCUGCAGCGUCUGGUUAUCAAUGCUGUCACUACUUCUGCUACUCAUACAGCAAUCCGCACGGUGCCGCAAGACAACAUCGAAUCCACCCCUAACAUGCCUCUGGAGAAUGUCUGUCCGCAAUGGACGAUGGAAUGGCUCAAUGAGACGCUCAUAGUACAGGGUUUCUCCCCGGAUGUUAUCGUACGCGGUGCCAAUACACUUAACGAUAUGAUGGCACAGGACUCCAGCAUCACCAUGAGCCGGAUGGACCUUACAAUCCACAAGCGCCCGCAGCCGUUUGCUCAAGGUUCUCUACGUGCGGUUUCAUACGCCCGUACAGAUGCCUCGAACAAUCACUACGUGGUCAAGUGGUUCAAGAAACCAGGAUCGCGGAUCGACGACUUAAUCGAAGACAUGCGGAUCCAAGCGCUGUGCAAAUCUUUUGCCCUCGAGUUCAACGCCGUUUUAGGGAACGAGCACUCGAUCGAUUUUAUCGUGACAGCGUGCUUCAAGGGAAGAUCAAGAAAGACAUUCGGGGACGAAUACAUAUCCAUAGAACCCUAUGUUGACGGUACCCACGUCAAGUAUAACGGUAAUGACGGUUACGUAAACACGGAUAUCCCCGACGACCCAUCCAACCAGGCGGCACAAGCUUUCUCACACUUCACGUUCGAGCGUUCACGGGGGCAGUUUUUAGUUUGUGAUCUGCAAGGCGUGGGCGAAUUACUAACUGAUCCCGUGAUCCAUACACGUGAUCAAAAUCGUUUCGACCGCUCUAAAACGAACUCUAACGAGGAGGGCUUCAAGCUUUUCUUCCGCACACAUGAGUGCAACGACAUUUGUCGCAAGCUGAUGCUCAAAAGCAAUGGCUCCUCAAUGUUCAUUCGAAACGUGUUCGAAUUCAGGGAAGAUUGGCCUAAGAUGGCUAAUACGGUGUGCUGCUCGAACAAGCUGUGUGGCAGGAUCUUGCUUCGCAACGAUGCGAAUGAAGCGGAGCCGUAUCCAGGAUACCAUUGGUGUGACGAAUGCUACCCGCAGAUUCAAGAGUUUACAGAAGAAGAGAUGUGCGAUGAAGAUGGCCCAGACCACGAAUUUUACUACUCAAGAUUUUUCCAUGAGUCCCAGGGACGAAGCCCGCCGCUUAAGUGUACCGAGCACCGCGAUGUAAGCGUAACUGAGAUUAGGACUGCGAUAGCGGAAAGCAGGAAGAGUGAAGCAGUGCGCGAGGAAAACGAAGGGAAAGGCUUGGCAGAUGGAGCUUUCAUACCUUGA